Molecule: messenger RNA, 4284 nt
Organism: Pezoporus occidentalis (night parrot)
Lineage: Eukaryota; Metazoa; Chordata; Aves; Psittaciformes; Psittacidae
Product: solute carrier family 2, facilitated glucose transporter member 3
Exons: 10
Coding region: 158-1648 (496 amino acids)
Biological process (GO): dehydroascorbic acid transport
Cellular component (GO): plasma membrane
Molecular function (GO): D-glucose transmembrane transporter activity
Source: RefSeq, a predicted model, not a curated record
GCCCUCCGCGCCUCCCACCACCCCUCGCACAACGGAGGCCUUAAAUCAGCGGGUGCGGGCUGGGGAGAGGCGUGGGCUCGGAGCGUGGGCGCGGCCGGCUCCCCGUGCGGUCCGUUAGGUGGAGGAGCGGCAGCCGCUCAGCAGUCCGUUGCCGGCGAUGGAUGCUAAAAAGAAAAUCACAGUACCCCUUGUCUAUGCAGUUACCAUUGCUGCCAUUGGAUCUCUCCAGUUUGGGUACAACACUGGUGUCAUCAAUGCUCCUGAGAAGAUCAUCCGGGGCUUCUUCAACGGAACCCUGUCAGAACGGAGUGGGAAGCCUCCUUCCCCAGAGCUCCUCACCUCUCUCUGGUCUCUUUCUGUGGCCAUCUUCUCAGUAGGAGGCAUGAUCGGCUCCUUCUCAGUCAGCCUGUUUGUCAACAGAUUUGGCAGGAGGAACUCUAUGUUAUUGGUGAACAUCUUGGCCUUUGUUGGUGGUACUUCUAUGGCCUUCUCCAAGAUGGCAAAGGCAGUGGAGAUGCUGAUUAUUGGCCGCUUUGUUAUUGGUAUCUUCUGUGGUCUCUGCACUGGCUUUGUGCCCAUGUACAUCAGUGAGGUCUCGCCCACCAGCCUCCGUGGAGCCUUUGGCACCCUCAACCAGCUGGGCAUUGUGGUGGGCAUCCUGGUGGCCCAGAUCUUUGGGCUGGAGGAAAUCAUGGGGACAGAACUACUUUGGCCACUGCUUUUGGGGUUCACGGUCCUCCCAGCGCUUCUGCAGUGUGUGGCUCUUCUUUUCUGCCCUGAGAGUCCCCGCUUCCUAUUGAUCAACAAGAUGGAGGAGGAGAAAGCUCAAGCAGUUCUUCAGAAGCUCCGUGGUACACAAGAUGUGUCUCAAGACAUCCAGGAGAUGAAAGAAGAGAGUGCCAAAAUGUCCCAGGAAAAGAAAGCAACUGUGCCAGAGCUCUUCCGUUCUCCAAGCUAUCGUCAAGCCAUUAUCAUCGCCAUCAUGCUGCAGCUCUCCCAACAGCUCUCAGGCAUCAAUGCUGUAUUCUAUUAUUCUACAGGGAUUUUUGAAAGAGCUGGUAUCACACAGCCUGUGUAUGCCACUAUUGGAGCUGGUGUCGUAAACACAGUCUUCACUGUUGUGUCGCUGUUCCUGGUGGAGCGUGCGGGGCGCAGGACUCUUCAUUUAAUUGGCUUGGGUGGCAUGGCUGUGUGUGCUGCUGUUAUGACCAUCGCUUUAGCUCUGAAGGACGCUGUGGGAUGGAUCAGAUACAUCAGCAUUAUUGCCACUUUUGGCUUUGUGGCUCUUUUUGAGAUUGGCCCUGGCCCUAUCCCAUGGUUCAUUGUGGCAGAACUCUUCAGCCAGGGCCCACGGCCUGCAGCCAUGGCAGUGGCCGGUUGUUCCAACUGGACUUCCAAUUUCUUGGUGGGAAUGCUUUUUCCCUAUGCAGAGAAACUGUGUGGCCCCUAUGUCUUCCUCAUCUUCCUUGUUUUCCUGGUCAUCUUCUUUAUCUUCACAUUCUUCAAAGUGCCGGAGACCAAGGGCAGGACUUUUGAAGAUAUCUCCAGGGGCUUUGAAGGACGAGCAGAAGCCAGCCCCUCUUCACCUGUAGAGAAGAACCCCAUGGUGGAGCUGAACAGCAUGCAACCUAACAAACAAGUUGCCUGAGAUUCAUGACGCACCCCUUCUUUGACUCUUACAUGCUUUAAAGAGUCACAAAAGGAAUUGGCAAAGAGAACCAUGAGAACUGGGACAUUAACAACCUCCCCCCCCCUUCAGUUGCUGCUAUUUUCUUCUUUGUGCCCAUAUACCCACCUAUUCUGCCAGGCUUACAAGCAUUAAGCAAAGCUGAUGUUGGUGGUCCCAUUUUCAAGUACUGGAAGGCACCUGGCACUUGGAAAAAUAAUUUCAUCUUCCCUGUCACAAACACUGGGGGAGCAGAGAAGAGCUGGCGAUAUUUUUUUUUGCUUUUCUCACCUUUAAUUGCUAUUUGGGGUUAAUACUUACGCACGCAGUGACCAUUAUAUAUUUGAAUCUAAUUCCUAUUUUUUUAGUGAGUUGAAGUGAGCCACUAAGCAGGUCCCUGGCCCUUUGAGUCUACUGUGUGUGUGUGUGUGUGUGUGUGUGUGCGCGCGCAGUGUUACACUGGAAUUUAACAAGCCUACCAAAAAGCCAUCUACUUGCUUUUUCCUAUCCAGUGUGCACUUUUUUUCAGCCUCAGGAAAAAGGGGACCAAGUUACAUGCAUAUUUUUCCUGCUCUUUUAUUUUUUCUUUUCUGUAUAGACAGACUGAAAGCAUACUUAAGUUUAUUUAUUUGUAUGUCACUUUGUAAAUAUUUUAUUUUUUUAAAUGGUGUACAAAAGUGUACAGAUACUGAAAUUGAAGAUGUUUAAGAGAAAUAGCUAAUCUAACAAGAUGCUGUAGACUUGAGGUGCAGUAAGACUGAAUGAGAAAUGUGGUACUAAACAGGAAAUUGGGCAUUUUGGAUGGUAUGGACAACAGCCAGUUCUGCACAUAACACUGACAUGGUAUUUGUGCCCUCUGGAAGGAAAUGCAAGAGAUUGCGUACUAGCAGGAAGAGGUAUGUUUGUCUACUGAAAUCUGUUCAUUGGGAUUUUUUUGGGUGGCAAUUUUAAAUACCGUUUCCAAGUCUUGGUUGGAAAGUGAUAUCGCAGCAAAUUAAUUUUAUUAGUUUAGUUUAUAUUUUAAGUCAUGGUUAAGCAUAGUUUAUAUUUUAAGUCAUGGUUAAGCAUUUUAUGGGGUGAUUGAGAGUGCUGAUUGCAAACCUGACAGUAACUUUUCCUCAGUUCUUAAUUUUUAUUUUCUUUUUGCUUCUCUGCUGUAUUCUAGCAGGUCAGAAGGUCUGAAAAUUGCAAAUUGUUACUUAAAGGGGUCUGAGGAUAAAACUUACUUUUCAAAGUUGUGUUUUCUUACCAGUUGUUGAUCUAAGUAUUAAACAGAGGCAUGGGUAGCAUCGACCCUUCUGGACAUAGGCAUGGUCAGUUAUAGCAUGUGUAAGCUCAUAAAGGUAGAGAUGCAGAACUGGAGACCAAAGCUAUUGGAACUUACUAGCUCAUCAGUGUGGAAGGUCUGUAGUGUUAAGUCCACUGGUUGAUUGCAGGCUAAGCGAUUUUGCCCCAUAUGGCCUCUCUGGAAGACCUGCAUGAUGUUGUGAUCCACCCACCAGUGUACAGUGUGCUGCGUAGAUGUGUACUGCUCUGUAAAAGUGCCUCUGUUUUAAAGAGGGAUAUGGCAGAUGGUAACUGUACGUUGGUAAAUAUUGGUGUCUCUGCUUGUUCUACUGCUAGGCAAUUGAGUAUGUAUUCACCUACCCUUGCUGCCAGGCUAGCACAGUUCAGUUAAGGAAAGCAGAAAGUGGCACCUAUGGUAUACUUGCAGUCAAGGGGUGGGAGCUUUCCCUUUGUUACUGCAGUGUUCUGUCAAGAGAGACUCCAGGUCCAUGUCUGUCCAGACCUGCACAAGCUGGCUAAAGGUAGCACAGAGGUGGGCCAAUUUAAACUCUGGCUCCAGGAUCAUCUGCUUUUUCAGACCUGAUGAAACUCAAGUCUACCUGCAACCUCAUGGUGGAGUUCAUUGGAUAUCGUAGGAGAGGCAGGCCCAUGGAUUCUGAGGUGGGUGAAAGGAAGAAAGGCUCAGAAGGGCAGGAACAAUAGCAAAAUUGUAGUAGUGUGGCUAAACCAAGCUUUCUUGAAAACAUACUGCUUCAGAGUAGGUCAGAGAGAUAAAUACAUUGAUGUGUAUUUUGGGGGUGUGUAUCUGGCAUUUUUUCAGUAAGUAGUGAUGAUGCUUCUACCCUCCUUAAUGAGAAAGGGUUGCAAAGAUCAGUAUAUUUUCUGCUGUAAAAUAUUUCCUGUGAUUUCACUUGAAAUACUCCAGCUUUGCACAGUGCAGCCCUAUUACAUCCUCUUUCUCCUAGCUUUCUAUUAGGCUUCUGUGCCAGAUACUCAAUCUUGGAAGUAUUACAUAUGACUUCUUUCCCAACUUUCAUAGUUCUCCAUACAGACUUAUGUGCCCUUCCUGUGACCUGCCAACACUUCCAGACAUAAGAUUUCUAUAUGGGCAUCUAUAUGUUAGGAAACUCCCCCUACAGCUGUGCAUAAGAGCAUUCCAUACUUUGCAUCAGAGAUGUAUGUUGGCUUGGACUGAAAAGCUUAGGUCUUUCUCACAUGAUAUCUCUUUGUUAUUUUCUUUUUCUGUAACAGCAUUGUGAAUAUUUCUGAUGGGUUUUAUAUGCUUAUGAAUGUGGUUGUUUCCUGUUUUUAAAAUAAAAACUAUAGAAUUA